Molecule: messenger RNA, 225 nt
Organism: Suillus subalutaceus
Lineage: Eukaryota; Fungi; Basidiomycota; Agaricomycetes; Boletales; Suillaceae
Exons: 1
Biological process (GO): protein phosphorylation
Molecular function (GO): ATP binding; protein kinase activity
Source: RefSeq, a predicted model, not a curated record
CUCUGGAAGGAAGGGGUCUAUCAUCGAGAUGUUAGCGCUGGAAACAUGAUGUGGUACGUGGAAGACAGCAAGCUGAAAGGCGUCUUAAACGACUACGAUCUAUCCCCGCUGGUGAAUGACCCUGGUCCUUGGGGCAACGAACGCACGGGCACGGUGCCGUUCAUGGCACUCGACCUUCUUAACCCAGAGAGUCAACAAGGCGGAGUCAAACAGUCGUUUGUGUAG